Molecule: messenger RNA, 1410 nt
Organism: Mus musculus (house mouse)
Lineage: Eukaryota; Metazoa; Chordata; Mammalia; Rodentia; Muridae
Gene: Babam2
Product: BRISC and BRCA1 A complex member 2
Exons: 14
Coding region: 53-1315 (420 amino acids)
Biological process (GO): mitotic G2 DNA damage checkpoint signaling; double-strand break repair; DNA damage response
Cellular component (GO): nucleus; cytosol; cytoplasm
Molecular function (GO): tumor necrosis factor receptor binding; polyubiquitin modification-dependent protein binding
Source: RefSeq, marked provisional
CCGGUUACUGAUCGGACUUAAGUUCCAGUGGUAACUCAUAAAUCAAGUUAAAAUGUCUCCAGAAAUUGCCUUGAACCGAAUUUCUCCAAUGCUCUCCCCAUUCAUAUCAAGCGUGGUCCGAAAUGGGAAGAUCCAUGAAAAAGGGCCGUCACAGAAGCUUUCAUUCAAGUCCUGCUCUUAUCAUCUGCCGAUGUGUGCCUGUAAUGAAUGGUAUGGUGUGCCAGAUCUAGAGAAAGCAUCGUACCUUUGGAGAAAGAAAGAAAACCAUCUGCCACUAGAAAAAGGCCAAAACUGUACAUCAUUGACUCCUGGACCCAACUGUGACCGCUUCAAACUGCACAUCCCGUACGCUGGGGAGACGUUAAAAUGGGACAUAAUUUUCAAUGCUCAGUACCCAGAGCUGCCUCCUGAUUUCAUCUUUGGAGAGGAUGCUGAGUUUCUGCCAGACCCCUCUGCGCUGCACAACCUUGCCUCCUGGAACCCUUCAAACCCUGAGUGCCUGUUGCUCGUGGUGAAGGAGCUGGUGCAGCAGUACCACCAGUUCCAGUGCGGCCGCCUCCGUGAGAGCUCGCGCCUCAUGUUUGAGUACCAGACGCUCCUGGAAGAGCCUCAGUAUGGAGAGAACAUGGAAAUUUAUGCUGGAAAGAAAAACAACUGGACUGGUGAAUUUUCAGCUCGUUUUCUAUUGAAGUUACCAGUAGAUUUCAGCAACAUUCCCACAUACCUUCUCAAGGAUGUAAAUGAAGACCCUGGAGAAGAUGUGGCCCUUCUUUCUGUCAGUUUUGAGGAUACUGAAGCUACCCAGGUGUACCCCAAGUUGUACUUGUCACCCCGAAUUGAGCAUGCACUCGGAGGCUCCUCUGCUCUUCACAUCCCUGCUUUCCCCGGAGGAGGAUGUCUCAUUGAUUAUGUGCCUCAAGUGUGCCACCUGCUCACCAACAAGGUACAGUAUGUGAUUCAAGGCUAUCACAAAAGAAGAGAGUACAUCGCAGCUUUCCUCAGUCACUUUGGCACAGGUGUCGUGGAAUAUGAUGCAGAAGGCUUCACAAAACUUACUCUGCUGCUGAUGUGGAAAGACUUUUGUUUUCUUGUCCACAUUGACCUGCCCCUGUUUUUCCCUCGAGAUCAGCCUACGCUCACAUUUCAGUCAGUCUAUCACUUUACCAACAGUGGACAGCUUUACUCCCAAGCACAAAAAAACUACCCAUACAGCCCCAGAUGGGAUGGAAAUGAAAUGGCCAAGAGAGCAAAGGCUUAUUUCAAAACCUUUGUCCCUCAGUUCCAGGAGGCCGCAUUUGCCAAUGGAAAGCUCUAGGAAACACCAGUGCUGAGAGGCGGCCAACCAGACUGCUCAGUCCACAUGCGUGUCAGCGCUCGGGCUGCUUGCUGGAAACUGCUCGGAAUGUCUUC